Molecule: messenger RNA, 1548 nt
Organism: Phaedon cochleariae (mustard beetle)
Lineage: Eukaryota; Metazoa; Arthropoda; Insecta; Coleoptera; Chrysomelidae
Source: the annotation of a GenBank genome assembly
UUAGUGCAUCGUUUAAGUGUCGAGAUUGUCUCCCGAGUGUGCGAAGCCAGAGCGAAGACGUACGACGAUGGCAUCAUCGGUCCAACUGCACCAGUACCGACAGAGUGGCGGCGCGCAGACGCAUCAGAUGAGCCCCCUGAACCUGCUAGCAGCCACCUGCAACCGCAUGUACCCCCACCAACCUUACACCCCCCACACACAGCUCUCCCCAGCGUCGACUACCUCGUGCAGCAGCGACGGCUACGUCUCCCAAUCAACCCUGGAAACCUCCAGGUCCCCCCUGGAAUACUCACCUCACUACCAACCCUCCUACAGCCACACCUACCCCAACCAGUACUGGUUCCAGCAUUCUCCACCUCCAGCGGACCUCGCAACCAGCGGGUACCAACCCCAGCAAACCAUGAGUCACCAUCAGUACCAGUGGCCUCAAAGCAAUUACAUGAGUUCUUUCGCCUCCAAGAUGAUGAUAAAGCCUGAGAUAGGGGUCGGGGAUUAUGGUACCUACUCUUCCAAGGCUAGGAGAUGCAUCAAAUGCCAGUGUCCUAACUGCAUCAACGAGGAAAACGGGCUGAGGAAGCCUUCCUCCAAGAAACUGCACAUCUGCCACUACCCAGGCUGUGAUAAGGUGUACGGGAAAACCUCUCACCUCCAAGCCCAUUUGAGGUGGCACACAGGAGAAAGGCCCUUUGUGUGCAACUGGUUGUUUUGCGGUAAAAGGUUCACCAGGUCGGACGAGCUACAAAGACAUUUGAGGACACACACUGGGGAGAAGAGGUUUGCUUGCAGCAUCUGCUCCAAGAGGUUCAUGAGGUCUGAUCACCUCACGAAGCAUAUCAAGACGCACAAGAAUGGAAGCAGCGGUGCCAAGAAAGAGGAAGGGGAAGUUCAGAAGGAGGAGGAGAGUUCGAGUUCGUCGCCCGUGCUUAAAGAGGAUUCCAGCAAGAACCAACAAAGUGUGGGGCCAAGUGUGCAGCAGACUUUCUCGCAAAAUUAUUCUCAGAGUCAGCUACCUCAGUACAGUGCGCAUCAUAUACUGCAUCCUGGGUCUAGUUUGUAUGGUUAUCAGGGGCUUUAUUACCCGGGAAUUAAUGAACAAUGAGUGUCCAAACUACGAGGAAAUCAAGAUGUUCUAGCACUCCUACAAGAAACUGAACACCUGCCACUGCCCAGGCUGUGGCAAGAUCUUCCACCUUAGAGCGCACUUGAUGUGAUACACAGGAGAAAGGCCUUUCUUGUGCAACUGGUUGUUUUGCGGUAAAAAAAACAUCAGGUCAGACGAGCUGCAGAGCCAUUGAAAAACACAAACUGGGGACAAGAGGUUUUCUGGCAGCAUCUGCUCUAAGAGGUUCAUGAUAAGGUCUGAUCUCCUCACGAAGCACAUCAAGACCCACACGAAUAAGGGAUACGUUUGCCAAGAAAGAGGAUGAGGAGGUUCAGUCUGUUAGUCGCCUGCGCCUAAAGAUGAUUCGAGCAAACACUAAGAAAGUGUGAGGCCAAGUGUGAAGCAAACCUUUUGGCAAAUUUUCCUCAGAGUCAGCUACCUCAGUA